GGAGACGGUGGAGAACGUUGGUCCUCCGGCGUCGAGGAGCGCGGAAUCGUGGAGUAGAGCGAGCCGACGUGCAUCGUCCGGGUCGCGAUUCUCGUCGCGGCUCCUGUUUCUUCUCGCGGCUGUUCGUUACGGGUUGAAUGAACGAGGGUACCAAGUGCAAAGUGCCGAUCGGCGACGCCUGCGUGUCUAUGCGCAUGUGCUUCGAUUCCCUGUGCUUCUCGUCGACGCAGCAGCGGCUCGCCGACGAGGACGCCUCGCAGCUGCCGACACACGGCGCCGUGGCCGUGGUCGCCGCCGGCCAGAGGGCCAUCUCGAACGUCACCGGAGCGACCGCGAUCACGACGAUGAGCACACUUCGGGAACUGCAGGAGUUGUUGCGCGUCAAAGACGAGAGGAUCGCCGAGCUCGAGGCGAUCCGUUGUCGUCGCGAUGCCGAGAUACAAGAGCUACGUAGCCACCUGGACAAGUUUUUGAGCGUGUUGUCGUUCAAGUCACCCCUGACGCCGACGAAACCGAGGCCCAGGAAACAGAGGGCACAGGGGAUCUCCGCGGAGCCGCCGCUCCAGGAAUUCGCCUCGCUGAAGAUCGUCGACAAGAGCGAAAGGUGCCGUGAGCUGAUCAAAGCUACCAUUUUGAGCAAUGACUUUAUGAAGAACUUGGAGCUGACGCAAAUCCGGGAGAUCGUUGACUGCAUGUAUCCUGUCACGUUCUCGGCCGGUUCGACUAUCAUACGCGAAGGAGAUGUUGGGUCUAUCGUGUACGUUUUGGAGGCGGGUAAAGUCGAGGUGUCGCGAGAUGGUAAGUACUUGAGUACUCUGGCGCAGAGAAAAGUACUCGGUGAGCUGGCAAUCCUUUACAACUGCAAAAGAACAGCAACGAUAACAGCAGCUACCGAUUGCCAAUUAUGGGCCAUCGACCGACAAUGCUUCCAAACUAUUAUGAUGAGAACCGGCCUCUCGAGGCAAGCCGAGUACACGGAUUUCUUAAAGAGCGUUCCUAUCUUCAAAAAUUUGCCCGAAGAAACACUAACCAAAAUUUCGGACGUCUUGGAAGAGACAUUCUAUAACAAUGGGGAUUAUAUAAUCAGACAAGGAGCGAGGGGAGACACGUUUUUCAUAAUAAGCAGAGGACAAGUGCGUGUAACGAUAAAACAACCCGACUCCACGGAGGACAAGUACAUCAGGACGCUGGGCAAGGGCGACUUCUUCGGUGAAAAAGCCCUUCAAGGAGACGACCUCAGGACGGCGAACAUAAUCGCCGACGACCUGGAAGGAGUAAGUUGCCUGGUGAUAGACCGUGAAACGUUCAAUCAACUAAUUUCGUCCCUGGACGAAAUUCGCACACGGUACAAAGACGAGCUCGUGGAGGGCAGAAGAUUGAACGAGGAAUUCAGGGACCUAAAGUUACAAGAUCUUCGGCCACUGACCACCCUAGGCGUGGGCGGUUUCGGAAGAGUCGAAUUAGUUCAAAUAGCCGGCGACGGUACGAGAUCCUUCGCUCUGAAGCAAAUGAAGAAAGCCCAGAUCGUCGAGACGCGACAGCAACAGCACAUCAUGUCCGAGAAGAGAAUUAUGGGCGAAGCCGAUUGCGAUUUCAUCGUAAAACUAUUUAAGACCUUCAAGGACAAGAAGUAUCUAUACAUGCUGAUGGAGGCUUGCCUAGGUGGUGAAUUGUGGACCGUGCUUAGGGACAAAGGGCACUUUGACGACAGCACGACGCGGUUUUACACGGCCUGCGUCGUCGAAGCAUUUGACUACCUGCAUUCUCGGAACAUAAUCUAUAGAGAUCUCAAACCAGAGAAUCUUCUUCUGGACAGUCAAGGAUAUGUGAAACUCGUCGACUUUGGGUUCGCCAAGCGUUUGGAUCAUGGAAGGAAGACGUGGACCUUCUGUGGUACCCCUGAAUAUGUUGCACCAGAAGUUAUUUUAAAUAAGGGACACGACAUCAGCGCCGAUUAUUGGUCUCUUGGUGUUCUCAUGUUUGAACUCCUUACGGGCACACCGCCAUUUGUCGGCAGUGAUCCGAUGAAAACUUAUAAUAUUAUAUUGAAAGGAAUCGACGCUAUUGAAUUCCCAAGAUCGAUCACAAGGAAUGCAACUGCUUUAAUUAAAAAACUUUGCAGGGACAACGCGGCGGAACGUCUCGGUUACCAGAAAGGUGGCAUUAGUGAAAUACAGAAACACAAGUGGUUCGAUGGUUUUAACUGGGAAGGUCUGAGAGCAAGGACACUUGAACCCCCUAUCAUGCCAAGCAUUCAAAAUGCCAUAGACACGACGAAUUUCGAUGAAUAUCCGCCAGACUCCGAUCCACCACCCCCUGAUGACACAUCCGGAUGGGAUAACGACUUUUAAAACUUGUGACUUUCUGUUUAACGAAACUGUUACUUUAAGAAGAAAGUUAAAGGAAUUCAUAUUCAGAGGAUCACAAGAUAGUCAAAUGAUCGCUGAAAAACGUGACAGUCCAUCACCUGCAUUUAUUCUGCAAGCUAAUACCAUGUGAUGUGUAGAUAAUCGCCUAAAAGUAACAUGGAAUAUGUGCAAACGUGCUUGUGAUAAAGAUAUUAGAUCGUUGAAAAAUUAAAUUGCAAAAAUACCGCGAUUCAUGUUGCACCGCGCAGAGAUUUAUUACACCAGCAACAAAUAGAAUGCUUCUUCUAUCGCGUUAUCUAUAAGGAAACAUGAAUUUUCACGACGUUUAUCUGUACAGUGCAAAGUCAACGCGUGUUGAAUUUAAAGAAAUUCUUUCGCCCGCAUGGUCCCGCGUUCUAUGGAAUUAUAAUUAAACGUAUCGUCAUAAGAUGCGCAUGAAUGCGUCAAGUGCCAUACCUAACAGAGGUAAAGUCGGAUAAGACAUGUGCGUGCAACGCCUCCACGCGGAACAUGCUCGAAAUGUAGUUAACUUAACCGGAAGAGACAUCUUGCCAUCAGACUCGCAAAAUGUGCACACGAUUUCGCGAAAUAAACUACGUCAGAUUCUUCGCGUCCGGUUCAUUGCUGUUUGAAUCACUUUAUAGUUUAUUGUAACAAUCCUAUUUUAAUUAAUUAUGUGAAAAAGUGACCCCUGUAAAUAAACGACUAUAAAUAUAUUAGGUAAAGCCCAAUGUAUAUCGAUAUUAAAUAAAGUUUUAUUAAUGCUAA
Molecule: messenger RNA, 3137 nt
Organism: Colletes gigas
Lineage: Eukaryota; Metazoa; Arthropoda; Insecta; Hymenoptera; Colletidae
Gene: for
Product: cGMP-dependent protein kinase, isozyme 2 forms cD4/T1/T3A/T3B
Exons: 10
Coding region: 138-2351 (737 amino acids)
Biological process (GO): protein phosphorylation
Molecular function (GO): cGMP-dependent protein kinase activity; ATP binding
Source: RefSeq, a predicted model, not a curated record